AUGGCGUUGUACAGCUAUUUCACGAAACUUGCACCUUUUAACUUGGAAGCGUUUCGCUUCCAUCAUGCCUUUGCAGUCGUGUGUAUAAUCUACAUUUCAGCGCUACUGAUUAAAUGGUCGAUAAAGAGAAAGCAGUGGUUGCGUGCGUUGGAGCAGUUUCCUGGACCUCCUGGUCACUGGCUUCUCGGACACGUCCCAGAGUUUAAGCAAGAUGGGGAAGAUUUGCAGAGGAUAUGCAAAUGGGGAGAACGUUAUCCCUAUGCUUUCCCAAUGCAGUUUACCCCUGAUAGGCUACAUCUUUUUGUCCAUCACCCAUCUUAUGUCAAGGCCAUUCUGGCAACAGCAGGACCAAAGGAUGACAUGGGAUAUGGAUUUCUCAUCCCUUGGAUAGGGGAAGGUUUACUUAUUGCUGAUGGACAGAAAUGGUUUCGCCACAGACGACUCCUCACACCCGGAUUCCAUUAUGAUAUUUUGAAACCAUAUGUAAACCUAAUGGCAGACUCAGCCAAGGUUAUGCUGAACAAGUGGGAAGUGUAUGCAAGAACGGGACAGACCUUUGAGCUUUCUCAGCAUGUUAGUCUGAUGACACUGGACAGCAUAAUGAAGUGUGCGUUUAGCUGCCAAAGCAACUGUCAGACAGAGAGGUGGUCCAGCCAAUACGUAAAGGCAGUGUAUGAAUUGUGCAAGCUGGUGAACAUACAGUUUCGCGUCUUUCCAUAUCACAAUAAAAUCAUCUUUCACCUGAGUCCACAUGGCUACAGAUUCAGAAAAGCAUGCAGAAUUGCACACGCCCAUACAGAUGAAGUCAUAAAACAGAGAAGAGAAAUUUUAAAUAAUAAUAAGAAGAACCAGGAUGAUGCUCAGAAAAGGAGACAUUUAGACUUUCUGGAUAUCCUUCUAAGUGCUUGUGAUGAGCAGCAGCAGGGCUUGUCAGAUGAAGAUAUCCGAGCAGAGGUGGACACGUUUAUGUUUGAGGGACAUGACACUACUGCCAGUGGCAUCUCCUGGUUCUUCUACAGCAUGGUCUGCAAUCCUGAGCAUCAGCAGAAGUGCAGAGAGGAAAUCCAGCAAGUGCUGAUGGGAAAGGAUACUAUUGAUUGGGAGGAUCUCAGUAAAAUACCAUACACCACAAUGUGCAUUAAGGAAUCCCUGCGUAUGUACCCUCCUGUUCCAGGAAUAGGACGGACGUUGACCCAACCUAUUACCUUUUUUGAUGGAAGAACAAUUCCUGCAGGUCUGCUUCUUGGAAUCAGUAUUUAUGGAAUUCAUCACAAUCGUACAGUUUGGGAGAAUCCAGAGGUUUUUGACCCGCUGAGAUUUCUGCCAGAGAACAUUGCUAAGAGAUCACCCCAUGCCUUUGUGCCUUUUGCAGCUGGACCAAGGAACUGCAUUGGCCAAAACUUUGCUUUGAAUGAGAUGAAAGCGGUCGUGGCUCUGACACUGAGGAAGUAUGUUCUCAUCAAAGAUCCAGAACAUAAGCCGAAGAUGGCCCCUCAACUAGUGCUCAAGUCUCUCAAUGGUAUACACCUCAAGAUCAAAUUUGUGGAAAAUUAA
Messenger RNA from Neoarius graeffei (lesser salmon catfish), 1554 nucleotides. Its product is annotated as cytochrome P450 4A6. The record is from RefSeq and is a predicted model, not a curated record. The coding region runs from base 1 to 1554 and encodes 517 amino acids. Gene Ontology annotation, molecular function: heme binding; iron ion binding; oxidoreductase activity, acting on paired donors, with incorporation or reduction of molecular oxygen. Lineage: Eukaryota; Metazoa; Chordata; Actinopteri; Siluriformes; Ariidae. The transcript is spliced from 12 exons.